Bicyclus anynana (squinting bush brown) is the source of this 3280-nucleotide messenger RNA. RefSeq names its product SET and MYND domain-containing protein 4-like (gene Smyd4-3). Gene Ontology annotation, molecular function: protein binding. Lineage: Eukaryota; Metazoa; Arthropoda; Insecta; Lepidoptera; Nymphalidae. The coding region runs from base 253 to 2307 and encodes 684 amino acids. The transcript is spliced from 7 exons. The record is from RefSeq and is a predicted model, not a curated record.
UCUUAAUCAAAUACCAUAACUUUAAUAAUAGAACUAACAACAGAGAAAUGCUCCGAACUUCACUCUAGAGCGAUCGGUGAACGAAUGCUCCAAAUAUAAAAAUAGAAUAGUCCACACGUUGAGCCGGCUUGUCCCAUACGUUGUUUAACCUAAAAGUUUCAUAGAACCCGAAAUAAGCAAAUCAAAUUGAAGUUCAGAUAUAAACAAAACAAGAGUUAAUUCAAACAAGCGACGCUUGAAACAAUUGAAAAAAUGUCGCAAGAAAUAGAAGGAUUCUUCAAGAAGUUUCAUGAAAAUAUAAGCAGCACAAUAGACGAUGUUACUAACAACAACUUCGCUAAUUUGGAAUCAAAUUCAAAGCGUGUAUCAUAUCUUUGCAGUCUUCCUUGCGUAAAGGAUUACGACCUUUCAAAUGACGUGGCUAAAUGUGAAACCGGUGGUAAGUUUCCCGUCGAGAAGGAUGUGGAAAAGGCACGACAGUUCAAAGAGGAAGGAAACAAAGCUGUACAGGUUGGAGAUUGGGCGAAGGCGUUACAUUUGUAUAGCCAAAGUAUGAUUUACAUGCCGCAAAAAGAGACUGAAGAUUUGUCAAUUGUUAUUGCAAACCGUUCAGCAGCUUUAAAUCAUUUAGAACAAUAUGAAGAUUGUAUUUCGGAUAUUAAAAGAAGUCUUUCAUUGGGUUACCCUCGACAUCUAAGAUAUAAAAUUUAUGAAAGAAAGGCUAGAUGUUUACUUGUUUUAAAAAGGAACCAAGAAGCUAUUGUUGCUUUUCAGGAUACGUUAAGCGCUUUGGACGAAGCGAAUAAUCUUAAUAAAGAAAAAAGACAGAAAAUGAGAACUGAUGCUAAACUUAUGUUGGAAAUUUUGAAUAAGGGACUAGUCUUGGCUGGAAGACCAAAGGACCCUGAACCGCUAAAGAAAUCUCCACCCAAACCAAAACUACCAGGAAAACAUAAUCAACGGUAUCCCGCUGCUUCGGAAGCAGUUCAAAUUGAUUACAGUGAAACUAAAGGGAGGUUUGCAACAGCGACUACAAAUAUACAAGCUGGUGAUGUUUUGCUGGUAGAGAAACCACACAGUGGCGUUUUGUUGGCAGAAUAUGCAAAGACUCAUUGUCAAAACUGCUUCGUAAAAUGUGUAAUUCCUUUGCCAUGUCCGAAAUGUCCGAACGUAAUAUUUUGCAGCGACAAAUGUUUAGAUGCUGCAGAAAAAUCAUAUCAUGGAUACGAAUGUCAUAUCCUUCCACUUAUUUGGAAGUCAGGCUGCUCCAUAACUUGUCAUAUUGCCUUAAGGAUGAUAACACAGAACAAUAAAGAAUAUUUCAAAGGGUUAAUUGAUGAAUUAGACAACAAACCAACAGGCACGUACAAAACAAAUGAUUAUAGGAACAUAUACAACUUAGUAUCGCAUGAGGAUAAGCGCACUAAGCAAGAUUUCUUGCACAGAACUCAAAUGACGGUUUUUCUUCUAAAGCUUUUAGAAAUAAGUGGAUAUUUUGACGGUAAACCCAAAAAAAAGUCCGUGGAUAUAGAGGACAUUAAGACGAUGGCUAUCGCUGGAAGUUACGCAGAAGACAUUGCUCUAUUUGGAGGAUUGAUACUGAAGAAUCUUCAAGUUCUCCAAUUCAAUGCUCAUGAAGUGUUUGAAUUACAAUGCCCUAAGCCAAAAGUUGGACAAAAUAUAAUAAAGCACGACGGGAAAUCAGUGUUCCUGGCAGGUGCCGUGUUUCCAACACUUGCUUUAUUCAAUCACUGUUGCGACCCUAACGUCGUAAGAUAUUUUACUGGACCAUACAUUGUCGUUCGUGCAGUCAAAAACAUACAGAAAGGUGAGGAGAUAUCAGAAAACUAUGGACCUAUAUUUACCACAGUGCCCAAGGAGAAGCGGAAAAUACAGCUGAAAGAUCAAUAUUGGUUCGACUGCACUUGUACGCCUUGUGAACAAAAUUGGCCAAUGUACAAAGACAUGACGGAGAAUUAUAUGCGUUUUAAAUGUGACUCUGACCGCCCCUGCCCCAAUGUCAUCCCUGUGCCGUACGACUGCAAGGAGUUCAUGGUGCAGUGCGGACUGUGUCAGCAGUACACCAACAUACUGAAAGGACUCAAGUCGUUACAAGACACAGAAAUGAUGUACAAACUAGGUCGAGUGGCCAUGGAAGAAGGCAAAUAUGGUGAUGCAAUGAAGAAGUUCAUAGAAAUGCUGAAACUGUAUGAUGCUACGUUGGCUCCACCGUACCGUUCGUUUUAUGAUUGUGUGCAAGACUUGAGAAGCUGCAUGCUCUCAAUGGGCAACUAUUGCAUUGUUUAGUUUGAUUUAAUGUGAAACAUCUUAGAGCGAUGCCUGAAUGGAUAAGAUAUGUUAUGUUAACGCAUGACGUCACAGCGCAACAGGACGACGCACGAUUCCAGGCAGUCUCAACAAUGCAUACAAAAAAAAUUUCAUCUGAACUUUGUCCAUUGAAAUGUCUCCUUUGAGGAUGCAAAAUUUUAAUUUCGAUGGAAAAUACAUGAUAAUCGACUCUAUGUAAUGUAACAUGUUAAUAGGGCUUCGCUCUUACACAGCUGAUCAAGCUAACUGUUGGUCUGAUGAUUCCUGAGUAUGUGUUAUAAGAUCAAUCUUAGGCUUUAUAAAUUUUUAGACCAUCUUGUUUAAUGUAUUAAUUCUUAAAUUACAUUUUGUUUGUUGUUACCAAACCACUUACCAAACUUUGAGUCCGAUCUGAACAUGAGGCCUAUGGUUGCACAGUAAAUGAAAAAGUAUUGCAGCAGGGUUAAAUAUAAUAUUACAUGUAGCUGCACAAUAUGGUAUGGUUGUAAUAACAGAGCUGACUCAGAGUUUGAUGUAUACUAUAUGUAUGUUUUAAAUUAUGUUGUUUUGUUUUUAACUUUGAUUUUGUAUCGUUUUUAUUAAUAAAGUUAUUAAACAGUGUUUUAAGACAAGAUGACUACUCUUUCAUUUUACAUACUUUAUUUGGCUGUUGAGCACAAGCCUUCUUUCAGAAUGGGAGGGUUUAGGCUAAUAGUCCACCAUGCUGGUCCUAUGCAGAUUGGCAGACUUCACACCUAGAGAAUUAAGAAAAUUCUCAGAUAUGCAGGUUUCCUCACAAUGUUUUCCUUCAAUGUUUGAGACACAUUUAAUUUCUAAAAAUGCACACAACUGAAAAGUUGGAGAUGCACCUCCAACUUUUCAGCUAUGCCCCAGACCAGAUUUGAACCAACACUCUCCGAAAUCAGAAGCAGAGGUCAUACCCACUGGACUAUCACAGACACGGCUCUUUCAU